Penicillium odoratum is the source of this 3804-nucleotide messenger RNA. RefSeq lists its product as uncharacterized. The record is from RefSeq and is a predicted model, not a curated record. Lineage: Eukaryota; Fungi; Ascomycota; Eurotiomycetes; Eurotiales; Aspergillaceae. The transcript is spliced from 5 exons. The coding region runs from base 1 to 3804 and encodes 1267 amino acids. Gene Ontology annotation, molecular function: protein binding.
AUGGAACCCGUGAGCUUUGCGGUCGGCAUCAUAGGACUUGCUGGUUUGUUCAGUACUUGUCUGGAUGUUCUGGACAAAGUCGACUCUCGGAAAGACUUUGGAAGCGAUUCACAGAAUCUGUCUGCCCAGUUCAAGGCCCAUAAAUUACGUCUUGAAAGAUGGGGCAAAGCAGUUGGAUUCGAGAACGGAGGUGUUUCUGAUGUGCAUGAUAAGACUUUGGAUGACCCGCACGUUCUGUCUGCAGUCAAGGACCUCCUCACAGUCGUGAAAGACGUGUGCCAUAUCAAGGAUGAUGUAUUUUCCCCAUCCCAAUUCACACCAGACACAACCGGGAAACAUGUAUUACCCCGGAGACAUACUCGUUUGGAUAUCCCGAAGGGGCCAAAAAUGCAGAAACUGAACUGGGCAUUGAGAGAUAGAGCGAAAAGAGUCAAUCAGGUCGGAAACUUUGCAGCCCUCGUCGACAUCCUAUACAGCCUGGUUCCAGUCGGGGGAGAAAGAGGCUUCAAUGGCUUCAUGGAGAAUCAAGACGGGGAAAGUUUUGACCGUGUGGCUUUCAAUGCACAGCUCGUGGAUAUUGUGAGCAAGAUCCAGAGUGAGAUGGAAGCGGAGACAAUGCGUGACAUGCAAAGGAGGAUUAAUGGAACAUGCGAAUGGAUUCUUAGCGCCCCUUGGUUUCAUGAUUGGCAGUCAUCAGAUCUUUCAUCAAAUCGUCCUAAGGUCCUGUGGCUGAAUGCCCCAGCAGGCUUCGGCAAAUCUAUUUUAUGUGCCAGAGUAGUUGAUUAUUUGUCUUCUGCUCUGAGUCAGCCCACUUGCAAUUUUUUCUUUUCGACCGAUCUUGAGAGAGAAGAUCAUUUUGUGGCCAUCAGAAACUGGCUUUCUCAGAUGAUUUCUCACCCGACGGCAUAUGGCCUAAUUCAUGAGCUCUGGUCUGCCCAACAAGGAGUCAAGGCGACACGUCACGAAAUAACCAAUCUCCUACGUGAUGUUGCAAGAGCAGUCCCAGGAUGUACCUUCACUCUGGAUGGUCUGGAUGAGUGUAUUCGAAGGGCUGAGCAUCAGGAGGAUUCCAUUGCUGGCUUUCUCAAUACUAUCAGACGCGCCACUGCCGGAACACCAACUCGUCUGUUGAUUGUCAGCCGCGAUGAGCCCGAAAUCCGAAGCUGCUUUUCCGAAAUGGAAGGUAUCUUUUUUACGCAACAUAAAAUUACCCCUGAUGAUGUCCAGGCUGAUAUUGAAAUAUACUCUCGGUCGGUAGUCGACAGAAAACUUGCAAAGAAGACCGAGACAAUCAGGCAAGACAUAUCACAGCAGCUGUCUGAACGCUGCAAUGGUCAAUUCCUCUGGAUUAAGUUACAGGAGAACGAUCUUCGAAGCACAGCAAAUCAAAAAGCACUGCAGAGAAUCAUCAACUCUACUCCGGUAGGGCUUGAGGACGCCUACCAGCGUAACUGGAAGAGAAUAUCACAGCUAUCUGAUGAAUACCGAGCGCGCUCUAUCAAUAUACUUCGAUGGACUGCGUUUGCUGUGAGGCCUCUGACAGUGAACGAGAUGGUCGGAGCUCUACUUGUCGCCGAGGACAACGACGAAGUCCUCCUGGAUGAGAUACCUGAUGAGAUAGACGAAGACUAUAUAGAGAUUGAGAUUCUGAAAGACUGCAACUCCCUACUCGAGAUUCGAAUGCCCCAGUCAGGAUGUUCUGCUGGCGUGAAAUCCAUUCAUCUAGCACAUUUCUCCGUCAAAGAAUACCUGCUACAGGUGCUCUAUGUUCCAACUCCAAGCCAAAAUUUGCGACUCGAUCCCAUAUCGCAAUUCUCAGUGGACGGAAUCCAAAGCAUUCUGUUAGGAAAGAUGUGCCUUCGAUAUUUGAAUUGUCAAGCAGUCUGGGAAUCUAUGACUGAGGAAUACCAGCUUCUAAGCUACUUUCGAAACUACGCAGCUGAGUCAUGGCAGCAACACACGGUAGAGGACACAAAGGAUGCUCAGCUGACAAAACUCAUCCACAAUUUCUUUGACGAGGAAAAUCCAACCUGGAGAGCCUGGAAGGAAUGGUUUGACUCCAAUUAUACGGAUGGCAACAGGGAAAUGGAAAAUGAUGCCAACCCCCUUCCUACUUCUGCCGGUCCCGGGUGGUAUGCAGCAUACCUUGGAAUGCAUGAUGUUGUUCAGAGCUUUCUCCGCAUCAGCAACGAUGGCGUUGAAGACAAGGGGAUCGGGGGGCUUACUGCUUUGGGGGUAGCUUGCUCAGAGGGACAGCUGGAAAUUGCAAAAAUGUUACUCAGAGCUGGAGCUGACGUUGAAAAUGCAACGAAUAAAGGGCAAAUACUGAUAUCCUUCGCUAUUGGAAACCUUGAGAUAGUCAAGCUCCUUCUUGAAAAUGGCGCAGACAUUGAAUCUGCCGAAGAUGAUGGUUGGAAUGCACUGCAUUUUGCCUGUAAUGGAGGCUAUCUCGAAGUUAUGAGGCUUCUUCUUGAUGCUGGUGCAGAUAUUCACGCUACUACCAACGAUGGGACGACCGCGCUGAUCAUCACCUGUCGUCAGGGCCAUCUUGAAAUGGCGAAGCUAUUUCUUGGUAAUGGUGCAAAUAUCGAAGCUGCUACCAACGAUGGGACGACUGCACUGAUCACCGCUUGUUGUAACGGCCAUCUUGAAGUAGUUAGGCUACUUCUUGACACUGGUGCAGAUAUUUCAGCUGCUACCAAAGAUGAUGGGACGACCGCACUGAACACCGCCUGUCGCAACGGUCAUCUUGAAGUAGUUAGGCUACUGCUUGAUACUGGUGUCAAUAUCGAAGUUGCUACCAACGAUGGGACGACCGCACUGAUCAUCGCUUGUUGUAACGGCCAUCUUGAAGUAGUUAGGCUACUUCUUGAUACUGGUGUAGAUAUCGAAGCUACUGAUAAGUAUGGGUUGAAUGUGCUAUAUUGGGGCUGUGCUCUAGGCCAUCUUGAAAUGGUUAGACUACUUCUUGAUACUGGCGCAGAUAUCGAAGCUGCUACUAACUAUGGGACGACCGCACUGAUCACCGCUUGUCGUAGUGGUUAUCUUGAAGUAGUCAGGCUACUUCUUGAUACUGGUGCAGAUAUCGAAGCCGCUACCAACUAUGGAAAAACCGCACUGAGCACCGCUUGUCGUAAUGGUCAACUUGAAGUGGUUAGGCUACUUCUUGAUGCUGGUGCAGAUGUCGAAGCUGCUGACCCCACUGGGUGGAAUGCACUGAUCACUGCUUGCUCUAACGGUAAUCUUGAAGUAGUUAGGCUACUUCUUGAUACUGGUGCAGAUAUCGAAGCUGCUACCAACUAUGGGACGACCGCACUGAACACCGCCUGUCGCAACGGUCACCUUGAAGUGGUUAGGCUACUUCUUGAUGCUGGUGCAGAUAUUACGGCCAAUGACCCUACUGGGUGGAAUGCACUUAUCACCGCGUCUGCUGAAGGCCAUCUUGAUUUAGUCAAGCUGCUUCUGGAUAAUGGUGCAAAAUUUCAAGCUUCGAAUAGAUGGGGCCGCACAGCACUGUUUUUUGCUGCUUCGCAUGGCCAAAAGGAUGUCGUUCGGCUUUUCCUUGCCAACUAUAUCUCUCUGGUAGAUCUUCCUGAUACUUGGGGCUCAACACCGUUAUUCACAGCCGUCAAAAAUGGACAUUCUGAGGUGGUUCUCCAGUUGAUUCUCGUAUCAAGACUUACAGUCACUACCAAAGACAACCUGGGCAAAAAGUGCUUUGAGCUUGGUGCCCAAUGCCUGGAUCCUGACCAUGAGAUAACCCUGCAAGAACCUGAGGUGCUUUCAGAGAACGAUAUUGUUUGA